AUGCAGUUCACAACAAAACCGGCUGAGACCCAGGGAGUCUUCUCAACCCCCUCUCGCGCUACGUCCGACACGGAGUGCGAUACAGACUCCGAGACGCUUCUCGACUCUGACGACGACUCCGACGACCGCAAGCUAAGGCAACAAGAAAACGGCCUACCACAAUACCACAUCACCGGCAUACUAAUCGGAACCACAGUCAUGGAUGAGGGUGUCGAGGUCAACCCAAUCGUCAACAGCUCGGUUGAUGUAGCGAACUUGCGCGUCGAAGUGAGGGGCAGGUCGGGCAAAGAAGCCCGGAAGAAGUUGCCGGUUAACCCUGUUAGUAUUUUUGACGGGUUGGGGCCGUGGGAGAAGGAGUGGGAUGAUAUGUGUGGGUGUGAGGGGAGUGAGGACUGUUCGCAUAUCGAUGACGGGGAUAAGGAUGAGAAGGUGGGUUCGGAAAUCAUCAUGGAAGAUGCAGACAGCUUUGCCAGGAGCACUGUCUGCAAUGAAGAUGACGAAGAUGGCGACUUCGUCAUGGAUGUCGACGAGAAUGUGGGCGUCGAGCCUUGUGUUGGCAUGGAGUAUGUUUGGCAGGCUUAA
This is a messenger RNA of Alternaria viburni, 582 nucleotides long. RefSeq lists its product as uncharacterized. The record is from RefSeq and is a predicted model, not a curated record. Lineage: Eukaryota; Fungi; Ascomycota; Dothideomycetes; Pleosporales; Pleosporaceae. The transcript is spliced from 2 exons. Bases 1 to 582 code for a protein of 193 amino acids.